AUGCAGCAAGUCCGGCCGGACGUGGAGCACCAGGUCGUCCAGCUCCGGGGGGAGCUGCGCAAGGUGCGCGACGAGCGGGACCGCGCGCACCGCGUCCUGGAGGUGACCGACGAGUGGAAGGCGCUGGCCUCGGCCACCGACCGCACUACGAUAGAGACGCUGGAGGCGGAGCUCAAGGCGUCGCGCGAGUCCGAGAAGCGGAUGCUCGACUCGCUGGCGCUGCAGACGAAGCAGCUCGAGCUCACCAAGAUAUCGCUCGAGGAAGCCAAGCUGGAGAUCGCGACGCAGCAGGACGCCGUCCGGAGGCUGGAGGGCGCCCGGACCCCCGUCGUCUCGACGCCGAGGAGCCGGCACGACCGCGACCUGCAGCGGGUCCACGGCGAGCUCCGGGUGGCGCUGGCGGCGGAGGAGAAGAGCAAGAAGGCGAUGGAGGAGUUCGUGAUGGCGCUCAAGGAGGUGAACGCGGAGCUGCACACGACGAAGCAGCAGCUGGCGCGCGCGCAGCACGAGGCGGAGACGGGCCGGCUGGAGGCGGACCGGCUGCACAUGUCGGGGAAGCGCAAGGACGAGAGGCUCCGGGCGGUGUCCGACGAGGUGGCGCGGCUCCGCGCGGAGGCCGAGGAGUCGUUCGCCGCGUGGCGGGGCAAGGAGGCCGGGUUCACGGCGUGCAUGAAGUCGACGGAGGCGGAGAUCGCCGAGGCGCGGCGCGAGAACGCGCGGCUCCUGGAGUCGCAGCGGUCGUGGCGCGCGGAGGUGGCCAAGCUGCGGGACAUCCUGAAGCAGGCCGUCCGGGACACCAAGGUGGCCAAGGAGGCGCUGGAGGAGGCGAGGGGCGAGAACGCGGUGCUCAGGACCAUGCUCGGCGACAAGGACACCGCCGUGAAGCGCACCAAGCAGGAGCUGGAGUGCCUCCGCAUCAGCGAGGCCGCGGCGCGGGACAGCGUCAAGGAGCUGCAGAGCAUGCUCGUGGCGACGUCGGCGAGCCCCACCGCGGCCGCCGCCGGGAAGCCGGACCUCGAGGAGAGCCCGUCUCCGCGCUUGAGGGUGGGACCGCCGGGGCUGGAGAAGUACCCGUCGGACUCGAAGAUCAGGCCGCCGGCCGGGAUCACGCGGCCGCGGCGGAUGUCGGAGACCUUCGAGGGGUCGGCGUACGAUAUCUUCGGGUCGAUGGACGAGCAGAAGGGCGGCGACCUGGGCGUGUUCUCGGGCAUGCCGAGGCUGCCGGGGCGGCGGCGGGUGGUGCUGCGCAAGGUCGGCAGUUUGUUCCGGUGGAAGAGCUUCACCAACAAAUAG
This is a messenger RNA of Panicum virgatum (switchgrass), 1293 nucleotides long. RefSeq names its product WEB family protein At5g16730, chloroplastic-like. The transcript has a single exon. Lineage: Eukaryota; Viridiplantae; Streptophyta; Magnoliopsida; Poales; Poaceae. The coding region runs from base 1 to 1293 and encodes 430 amino acids. The record is from RefSeq and is a predicted model, not a curated record.